GUGUCUGCGUGAGGUAGGACGGCGGCGACGCGGGGAGGGCUGCUCAGUUCAGGGGCGACGAGCGGAGGGGCAGCGGGGCUUUGGUCAAGUUGGUGAGCACUUCUCCAGAAGGCAAUGGACCAUGCCAGAGCGGCAAUCUCAAACUUGUUUGGUGGCGAGCCGACGUCGUACACGCGCUUCAGCAUUGCCCGACAAAUGGAUGGAGACAACAGCCAUGUGGAGAUGAAGCUGUCUGCUGAUGAUGAGGAUGGAGGGGAAACUGGGAGACCAGAGCACCUGCAUGCCAGCAUGCCCCCUCCACGGAGGAUUGGCAGGCAGCUCUGCUUCCUAGUCAUUGCGGCUGUCCUCCUCCUCUUGAUUGGGUUUCUGAUUGGCUACUUGAGUUAUCGUGGACGAAUGCAGAAGGCUAGCAGGUGUCUGGAUGCAAGUGGCAAGUGUGAGAUGACUCCUACCACAUCUUACUUAAUGGAUGAUGAUGAAACUGAGGAAGAAGAGGUUCCUGGACCAGUUGUCUUCUACUGGCCUAAGCUCAGAGACAUGUUGUCGGAGAGGCUAUCAGCGGGACGUCUUCAGGACAACUUGAGGCAAAGAGCAAUUAAGAACUCGUUUGAAGCUGGCCAGAGUGAAGAUGAGAAUGUUGCCAUCUACAUUCAUGAGCAGUUCACCAGCUUUCUCAUGGAUGAAGUGUGGAAUGAUGAGCACUACAUCAAACUGCAGGUCAAAGGCAGCAGCAACAACACAGUGUCUAUUCUGGAAGAUGAUAAAGAAGAGUUACUGGAGACUCCUGAUGCAUAUGUGGCGUACAGCAAGACUGGCUCAGUUGUUGGCAAACCAGUCUACGUGAACUAUGGACGGAAAGUUGAUUUUCAGAAGAUACAGAAGCCGGGUGUUUCACUGAAUAACACUAUAAUCAUCUUCAGAGCUGGAAAAAUAACACUGGCUGAAAAGGUUGCAAAUGCCCAAGCAGCCGGAGCAGUUGGUGCCCUGAUGUACCUGGACCCCUCCGAUUACGAGAACACAGAUACGCUUGUCCCCUUUGGCCAUGCCCACCUGGGAACUGGAGACCCCUUCACCCCAGGCUUUCCUUCUUUCAACCACACCCAGUUCCCACCAGUGGCAUCUUCUGGACUACCUCGCAUUGCUGUUCAGACUAUCUCUAGCAAAGCAGUAGGCAAGCUGUUCAGUAAAAUGCAUGGAGAGGAAUGCAUUCUGGAGUGGAAAGGUGGCAUCAUGGGAUGUAAGGUGAUGCUGAACAGCACGAGCAAGAUGACAGUGAAACUGACCGUGAACAACGCUAUGGUGGACAGGAAGAUUCUGAACAUCUUUGGUGCUAUCAAGGGAUUUGAAGAACCAGAUCGAUAUGUUGUGAUUGGAGCCCAAAGAGACUCCUGGGGCCCAGGAGCGGCCAAGGCUGGCGUUGGAACUGCCAUGUUGUUGGAACUUGCCCGUGUGAUCUCGGACAUGGUGAAAAACGGUGGCUACAAACCAAGGCGCAGCAUCAUCUUUGCCAGCUGGAGUGCAGGAGAGUACGGAACUGUGGGUGCUACUGAAUGGCUGGAGGGAUACUCUGCCACACUGCAUGCCAAAGUCUUCACUUACAUUAACUUGGAUGCUGCAGUUGUAGGUAACUUGCUAUUCUACUCUUAAGUUUCUUGAAACUGAGUGGGACCAGAAAAGCUUGAGAGACAUCCCUUAAACUCCAGGAAUGGGGACUGUGGCAGAGA
Molecule: messenger RNA, 1724 nt
Organism: Calidris pugnax (ruff)
Lineage: Eukaryota; Metazoa; Chordata; Aves; Charadriiformes; Scolopacidae
Product: transferrin receptor protein 1-like
Exons: 13
Coding region: 115-1647 (510 amino acids)
Biological process (GO): transferrin transport; intracellular iron ion homeostasis
Cellular component (GO): external side of plasma membrane
Molecular function (GO): transferrin receptor activity
Source: RefSeq, a predicted model, not a curated record